AUGCCCCACUACAACACUCCUCCACCUACAACCAUCCAUCCAGAGACAUAUGCCUUCAACCUUCCAUCCACAGUCCUCCACCUACAACCAUCCAUCCAGAGACAUAUGCCUUCAACCUUCCAUCCACAGUCCUCCACCUACAACCAUCCAUCCAGAGACAUAUGCCUUCAACCUUCCAUCCACAGUCCUCCACCUACAACCAUCCAUCCACAACCUCCACCCACUGCUUGUCAUCUACAUACAACCCUCCUCCUACAACCAUCCAUCCACAAACUCCAACCACAGCCUUUCAUCUACAAUGAUCCGACAACAACCCUUCUCCUACAACCAUCCAUCCACAACCUUACAUCUACAAUAUUUGAUUACAACCAUCCAUUUACAACCUCCACCCACAGCCUUUCAUCUACAGUCAUCCAACUACAACCCUCCUCCUACAACCAUUCGUCCACAACUUCCACCAACAAUGUUUCACCUACAGUUAUCCGACUACAACCCUCCAUAUACAACCUCCACCCAUUGCCUUUCAUCUACAAUCAUUUGACUACAACCUUCUUACAACCUUCCGCAUACAACCAUCCAUCCACAACCUCCAUCAUCAGACUUUCAUUUACAGUCAUUCAACUACAACCCCCCUCUUACAACCUUCUACAUAAAACCAUCCAUCAACAGUGUUUCACCUGCAGCCUUAUACCCACAACCAUUGACAUGUCAUCCACCCACAACACUCCAUAUACAACCUAA
Molecule: messenger RNA, 741 nt
Organism: Macrobrachium nipponense
Lineage: Eukaryota; Metazoa; Arthropoda; Malacostraca; Decapoda; Palaemonidae
Product: putative proline-rich protein 21
Exons: 1
Coding region: 1-741 (246 amino acids)
Source: RefSeq, a predicted model, not a curated record